This is a messenger RNA of Vicia villosa (hairy vetch), 1332 nucleotides long. RefSeq names its product protein SRG1-like. NCBI's taxonomy places the organism in Eukaryota, Viridiplantae, Streptophyta, Magnoliopsida, Fabales, Fabaceae. Bases 42 to 1106 code for a protein of 354 amino acids. The record is from RefSeq and is a predicted model, not a curated record. The transcript has 4 exons.
AUUAACACAAGAGGAUUGGUCUCAACAGGUAAAUUGCAACAAUGGCUAUGCAGGGGACCUCUCUUCUAGUUCCUUCUGUUCAAGAGUUAGUAAAGCAACCAAUAACCAAUGUUCCAGAACGAUACCUUCAACCAAAUCAAGACUCAAUUACUGUAUCAAACACUAAUUCCUCACCACAAGUUCCUGUUAUUGACCUAACUAAAUUGUUGUCUAAUGAUGAAACUGAGCUACAAAAUUUCGACCAAGCAUGCAGAGAAUGGGGUUUCUUCCAGCUCAUUAAUCAUGGAGUGGACCCUUCAAUUGUUCAUAAUAUGAAGAUAGGUGUUGAACAAUUCUUCAACCUUCCAAUGGAAGAGAAAAAGAAAUUUUGGCAAACACCGAACGAUAUGCAAGGGUUUGGCCAGUUGUUUGUUGUAUCUGAUGAACAAAAGCUGGAAUGGGCAGACAUGUUCUACAUCAACACUUUCCCAUUGGACUCAAGGCAUCCACAUCUAAUUCCUACUCUUCCCAAACCAUUCAGAGAUCAUUUAGAGACUUAUUGUUUAGAAUUGAAAAAAACAGUUGUCAAGAUAAUCGGUAGUAUGGAGAAAGCUCUGAAGAUCGAAACAAAUGAAAUAGUUAAGUUAUUUGAAGAUGCAGGUCAAGGAUUAAGAAUGAAUUACUAUCCUCCGUGUCCUCGACCAGAAAAUGUAAUUGGAUUGAAUCCACAUUCGGAUUCGGGUGCCCUUACUAUCCUUCUCCAAGUCAAUGAAGUGGAAGGCCUUCAAAUCAGAAAAGAUGGAAUGUGGAUUCCUAUCAAACCUCUCCCUAAUGCUUUUGUCAUCAACAUUGGAGACAUGUUGGAGAUAUUAACUAAUGGAAUAUACAGAAGCAUUGAGCAUAGAGCAACCGUCAAUGCGAAGAAUGAAAGGAUAUCUAUUGCGACAUUUAAUAGGCCUCAAAUGAGCAAAGUUAUAGGACCAACACCAAGCCUUAUAACUGCGGAAAGACCUGCUCUGUUCAAUAGAAUUGGAGUAGUUGAUUACCUUAACGGAUUCAUGACACGCAAGCUACAAGGGAAAUCAUACUUAGAUGUUGUAAGGAUUCAAAGAGAGACGGCUAAAUAGUUAAACUUUAGAGGAUUUUGCAAUAAAUAGAAGUGGCAAUCAUGCUUUAAGUUAGUUUUAUAUUUGCAGGGCAUAUGCUAUUGCUACCUGAUAAACACAGUGUGGAUUAGCCAAUUUACAUUACUAAACGUUGAUUCUAAAUAAGACCAAUUUAUUUGUAAAUGUGACUUUAGUUAUUUAAGUUAGGUGAUUCUAAAUAAGGUAUCUUCUGAGUUUUUAAGACCAA